Ectocarpus sp. CCAP 1310/34 is the source of this 633-nucleotide messenger RNA. The record is from the annotation of a GenBank genome assembly. Lineage: Eukaryota; Phaeophyceae; Ectocarpales; Ectocarpaceae.
AUGCGUGCGCUUGCUCCCGGCACCGUCGUGGAUUGCCGCGCAGGGGCACCGUCGCUGCACGCGCCCGGCAAACCCGCCGCGGCCCCCGCCCCCGCCGCCGCAAGGUCUUGCCGGGUGCUGUUGUCACGGCAUGGAGGCGGGAAUGGAGCGGGGACGUUCGCUUCGCAGCCCCGGGCGGGCAGGCGAUUACCAUACCACACGUCUUCGGUCGGGAGGCUGGCGAUGAUGAUGAUGGCUGCUGCGGGGGAAGGGGGGGGUUGCGAGAUGGAGGGGGAGGUUGUUGGUGACGGUGCAGAGUCCGCGCCAGUCGCUCGAACAGAAGAUGAAGGCGCUAGGGAUGCCGGCGGGACAGAAGCCGACCAACCAGCACCUGUCCCUGCGAGCAGCGAGGAACAAGGCGGUGGCGUGCGAAGCAGCAUCAGCAGCGCGAGCAGUAGCGUUCCUGGUAGCGGGGACCCCGUGGAGGAGGUGGGGGGCAGGGGAAUCAUCGGUAGGCGAAGAGAGGUGCCGCUGACGGAGAGGGAAGGGUUUGCCGUGGUGAAGAAGGUGCUGCCGGGGGGUGGGGAGGGGCUGGAGAUGGACCUGGAAGGUUUGCGGAAUAUGCGCUCCAACGUCAACAAGGCUGACCUAUGA